Messenger RNA from Merops nubicus (carmine bee-eater), 1393 nucleotides. RefSeq lists its product as uncharacterized. The record is from RefSeq and is a predicted model, not a curated record. The transcript has 9 exons. Lineage: Eukaryota; Metazoa; Chordata; Aves; Coraciiformes; Meropidae. Gene Ontology annotation, molecular function: protein binding. The annotation marks the transcript as partial.
AUGGCCCUGCGGUGGCUGGCUCUGGCCUUUCUCCUGGCCCUUGCCCCUCUGCUGCUUGCGUGGAGACAGGAGGACCUUGGUCCCAAGAAUCAGAGGGGACCCAAGGAAGCAGAAGUGUGCCAAAGGCCUCGCUGGGGCCAAGGACUCCAGCUGGCACCGGACCAGAAGAAUUACAGGAAGAACGAGGAAGUGAUGUUGAGGUGUCCUGAGGGUUUCCAGCCAUCCUUCACCUAUGUCAAAUGUACAGGAAAAGUCCUGUCCAUCAGCAACGGGAAACCUGUGUACAGAGAAGUCUGGAAUGGAAGCGACAGCAGAGGCAGAUGGAUCAACAUCCAGCCCACAGUCAGCGUGAAGUGCUUUGGUGCAGAGAAAUGCCAUAAGCCCCAGUGGGACCCCAGGUUUGUCUUUGACCAAGAACGGGAGACCUUCGACCCGAAUGAAGUGUUGGAGAUAAGAUGUCCUGAGGGGCACUGGCCUCCUCCCAUGGAAAUCAAGUGUGUGAAGCUGAACCCAAGUGAAGGCUCCAAAAUUCCUCGCAGUGGCUGGUUUGUGAGGAACAGCACAGGCCUCUGGCACCCCAUGGCAGGGAACCUGACCUGUGUAGGUCCUUCAGGUUGUCUUGCCAGCACCAGCAUCAAACUGAACUGGACCUGCAGGCUCCCUCAUGCCUGUGAGCACAUUUGGGCCAUGUGCCGCCUGGCAGAGCCUUCCUCGCCUCCCUGUGAGGCUGAGGAGGUGAAGGGAGAGGAGAUGCUACAUGGCCAUGAGGGAACAUUCACCUGUCCCCACCUGCAGCCCUUCACUACCUACAGUGUCACCAUCUCCCUGCCACCCAGGACAAUCCUGUACACACGGCUCAUCAGGACAAAGGAGACAGUGCCAGACAAACCAGAGAAGCUGUGGCUGGAUCCCAACACAGGGUCCCUCAAGUGGAAGGCGCUGCCCUCCUGCAAAGGGGAGAUCAUUGGAUACCAGCUGAACAUCACGACCAGGAGAGUGCAAGAUGGCAGCUUCCUUGAAUGGCAGCACGUGUUGGUGAACAACUCUGUCACGCAGUACACGCCACCUCAUCAGACACCUGGAAGGAAAUACAUGGUGACAGUCCAGGGUCUCACGGCGGCUGGUGCUGGGGCUGCGUCACUGCUGGAAUUUCAGACCUACGUCUCUGUUGCAGGGCAGCCUUGGGGCAUGUGGCCUGGGUUGGCAGUCCCGAUAGUGGUGGUGGUGGUCCUGGUCCUCCUGUCUGCAGGGAUCCUGUGGUUUGUGCUGUCCAGGAAAAGGAAGGCCUUGCCCAUCAAAGUCGAGGAGGAUCAUUACACAGAACUCCAGCCCCGUGAGAACUUGAAUGAUUACUGCAUGAUCAAGAGGACUCUUCACGCAGAAGAAGAUGGAG